UUUCAUCCCCACUCGAUGACUCCAGUCUCACGUCACCCCACUCAAAGCGGGGGUGGAUCCUCUUCCUCUGGUCAUCUGUUCACGGCACAGGUUAUCUUCUCCGGUCGCCACAUCAACGACUCACACGACAUGACCUCCACGUCCCAGCAGGGACCCCCAGACUUGCUCACCAAGUACAACAAACUCGCAACAGAGUAUGCAAAGUUAAGGUCACAAUUUCCGGUUCUAAAGCGCGGAGUAGUUGAUGAACAAGCAAAGAGUGCCGAGUUGACGGAAAGUUUGCAAAUAAAAGACCAAUCCCUUCGAAAGUUGGAGCAAGAAGUGGACAGCUUAAAUUUUAGAAAUAAACAACUCGAAAAACGAAUUGGAGUUUUGCAAAAUGAGUUGGACGAAAUUGCAGCAAAGAGUCACAAAGGGAAAAGGUCAGGGAAGGAUACAAGUGCACAAGAAACCCCAUCCAGUUCAUCCACAACAUUGGACUACGAACUCAUCUCAAAAAUUGAAGAAAACAUGAAAUUACAAAAACAGCUUUCCGAUGUUCAACAAUCUAGUAAUUUCGAAAUUGAGACGCUGAGAUCCCAAUUGGAGUCCCUGCAUAAUGAGGAGACUCACAAGGAGUUAAUGCUUAGCGAACUGACAUCAUUGAAGUCUGACAAUCACAGCCUAACAUUUGCCCUGCAAAAUAGUUUGGACGAAAUUGAAGCAUAUAGAGAACAGGUGAAACAAAUGAAGGAGAAGAUAGCGUCCCCUGUCCAUAUACCCAAUAGUAAUACCACGUCGGCAAAUUCGGAGCAGAAAAAGUUAAUUUCAGCCGACAAAUCUGCAUCGAGUGACUCUGGGAUGCAAGGAAUUGAUCUGGAAGCAGAACCUCCAGAUUUGUUGGAAAAAUUGAAAACUGCAAUGCAACAAAAAGAAUUUUGGGCGUUAGAAUACCAAUUGUUGAAAAUGAAAUAUGAAAGAAUUUCAAGGAAAUGGGAGGAAUGUAAAGAUAUCCUCAAAACUUUAGGACGAGAAGAUCUUUUGUUAAAUUCCUCUGAAGUCACAAGUCCCACAAUAGAGCCCAGUAACUUGAUGGGAAAGUUAGAAAUUGUGAAUCUGGAAGGCAGCGAUGUCGAUAUCAAUGGGAGAUCAUACGAAAAAGAGGUCAAAGAACACAUGUUGAAGAAAAUUAAUGAAUUGGUCUCCCUUUUGCAAUACGCUGAUUCCCAAGCGGUCCAUUUCCACAAUGAGGGAAAGGCAAUGCGAUCUCUGCUUACUAUAUCAUGUGAGAAGACACACGACCUACAGCAAAAGUUAAGGGCAUCCAAUUCUAAGGAGUUGGAACUUAAAGAAGAGUUGGAUUUAACUAAAGAAAACUACGAAACUCAAUUAACGCAGUUGAGCGAACAUUUGGCUAUUAUGAAUGAGAAAAUAGCAGAAAAGCAAGAACUCAUUAAUGAACUUCAGUUAAAAAUAAAAGGGAAGAAAUGACAAAAUAAUUUUAGCUUGCAUAAUUAGGCAAUCUGUGAUGAUACAAAUAUUCGUAUACAAUAACAUGCAUUUAUCCCAAAA
Messenger RNA from Folsomia candida, 1551 nucleotides. Its product is annotated as protein phosphatase 1 regulatory subunit 21. Gene Ontology annotation, cellular component: early endosome; membrane. The coding region runs from base 16 to 1470 and encodes 484 amino acids. Lineage: Eukaryota; Metazoa; Arthropoda; Collembola; Entomobryomorpha; Isotomidae. The transcript is spliced from 6 exons. The record is from RefSeq and is a predicted model, not a curated record.